AAGCCUCGACCCCGGGCAGCAUGAAUCACCCCGCGGGUGGAUGCAAUGGGGCCCAGCGGCCGUGCCGAGGUCACGCGGCGGGGACCUGUGCCAACCUCCCGUCCGGCUCACUGCACGCCCGCCCGGGUUGCUGUUUAAAACCACGAAUCAUAGAGCGUGGGAGGGAGCACAGCUGCCCCGCUCCCCCUGCCGCGGCACGUGUUCGCCUUCCCUGGCUGCUCUCCAGGCCCGAGGCAGGGCCAAGCACCAGGCGCGAGCAGCACGAGUGGCCGUCGCACGGGGCCCUGCUACACCCUCCUAGGGCCUGCAAAGAUCUGGCAAGAGCUAGGAAGGGGCAAACCGGCGAUCUGGGGGCUGUGGUUUCUUGGGCAGCUUGGGGGUCCAGCCCAAAGUCACUUCUGGGGACAUUCAUAUCACUUUUGCCCCUUGUAGGCAAAGGAUCGCUUUGAGCAGGGCGGAAAAGAGGGUCCUGUUCUCUUUUUAUUAAUCGCUUCUCAGCGCUGUUGCAAAAGCAUCCUGAUUCCCCCCCGCCCCAGGCUUUUUUCCACCGCCUCCAGCUCUGUGCGUCUCAACCAGGGAGCCUUGAGACCCUUUCCAGGGUGCCAUGGGGUGCCCGCCAUGCUCGGUGCCAACACGAUUCACGGGAUAAGCCCAGGGAGUGCAAGCAGGAAUAGGGCAAGCAGCUCUGCUGAGCUCUUUGCACAGAGGAAUUGCUCCGGCAUUUUUCUGUUGUCGAGUAAAACAAGCCAAAAGGAAGAGCUGGCAUCUUCUAGGGGCCUGGAGCCCACCGAGGAGACCCUCAGGGUUGGGGACCGCUGCUCUCGCCUCCAUGCGUUACUCAGACGUUCUUUAUGAACGGAAGCGUGAUAUGAACUGCAGGGCCAGGAUCGCAUCCCCCACCGCUGAAAUGCAGCUGCCUCUGGGGUGAAACGCAACAGCCCCUUUUUCACCCCACACCAGACCAGGAUUUCAAAAGGCGCCGAGAAGGACUGGGUGCUGGGAAAGGAAACAGCGGUCAGGCGGCUGGACCCCAGCUGUGGUUCUGUCUGCACCAGAUCACGUCUACCGGUGUCUUGCUGGUUGUGAUUAACCCCGGGUGUCGGGGCUGCAGGAAAUUCCAGCUGCCUUGUUAAAACCCACAAAGGAGGAGGAGACUUUUGCAGUUGCAACCAGGGCCUUAAUACUAUGAUGCAUGGCACGGGGUGGAGGACGAGGCCGUUUUCACCCAGGAGCCCUCCAGGCUGAUGGACCGGAAGAUGUCCAGGGAUGGAGGCAGCUGCAAGAGGUCAAAGCAACCGUGCAGGAAAUCGCCAGCCACCUGCAGCUCAACAGCACGGUGGAGUUGGAGGGUGCUCAGCUACUGGACAACAUCAGGAAAAGAGUCUCAGUGAUAGUGGAAGAGUUCGGAAACGUCACUGCAGAGAAACAAGAAACCCAAGCCCGUCUGGACAGCGUCACUGCAGAGAAACAAAAGAUCCAGACCCAUCUGGACAACGCCACUGCAGAGAAACGAGAUACCCAGGCCCGGCUGGACCAUGUCAUGGCCUUGCAAGAGUCGCUGAAAUGCUGGGUGUAUCACAGUGGCCACUUCUACUACUUUUCCCAAGACCAGAAGUCCUGGGCAGAGGCGGAGCAGUUCUGUGUGUCUCAGGACUCGCACCUGAGCUCCAUCACCUCGAAAGAGGAGCAGGAAUAUCUCUCCAAGAGGACCCAGGGGAAAGCACACUGGAUUGGACUCACAGACCAGAAGUCGGCGGGCACGUGGCUCUGGGUGGACGGCACCAAAUACAGCGAAGCACAGAGUGGAGAGUUCUGGGCCCCGGGUCAGCCGGACAGCAAGACCCAGGGGCCGGGAGGCCAAGCGAACUGUGUUGAGAUGAAGGAGAGUCAGAUGGCGGCAUGGAGCAAUGCCAGCUGCACUGCCCGUCACCACUGGAUUUGUAAGAACGCCCUGAGGCAAGCCGUAUCCUGACCCCCCAGAGACAGCCUCCAGCCCUUGUGCAGCAGGGUCCCUGCGCUGGAGGGGCUGGGUGGGCUCUGCAUGGCCUCGGGACCCUCCAGGGAGUCCUGCAUGCCCAGCUUGCAUUCUCCUUGGGCCAUUGCCCUGCUUUCUCACCCUCACCUGCAACAGCCCUAUCUUGGCCCUUCUCAUCCCACUCCCUCCCUGCUGCUGUCGCCCAGGGGGGAAGGUGGGAAGCGCAUUAAGCACUGCCCCUGCGCACGUGCUCUGGGGCUAGCUAGAAUAAUCAAACAUGCAAAUAAAAAUGGACAAAACCUGC
Molecule: messenger RNA, 2279 nt
Organism: Alligator mississippiensis (American alligator)
Lineage: Eukaryota; Metazoa; Chordata; Crocodylia; Alligatoridae
Product: C-type lectin domain family 4 member F
Exons: 6
Coding region: 1193-1972 (259 amino acids)
Biological process (GO): biological process involved in interspecies interaction between organisms
Cellular component (GO): external side of plasma membrane
Molecular function (GO): carbohydrate binding
Source: RefSeq, a predicted model, not a curated record